GCCAAACACCACCACUCUGAGGUGCACGGACCCCACUGUGCUGCCACCAUUUUAGGUUUUUAGAAAAUCUAAAACAAGAUAAGAAAAAGAAAAGAGAGGGGACAUUAGGGGUCUUGAGUCUGCUUUUAAGCAUCCGAGACUGACAGUCUGGAUUCAGUGACGGCCGCUGGCUCUGAUGGACAUGUGAUAACUCAACUUUAUUCUCAAAAUUUCAACUUUAAUCUCGUCAUAGUAAAUAAGAUUUUUUUUUCUUCUUGCUUGGCCCUAAUCCUCCGUCACACUUUCUUAUUCUGCGACAAAACGCAAAGUGUUUGGGCUGCUGAACAAACAUGGCGAUGAAAGAUGGCAAGGCCCUUGUCAAAACUGCAAAAAAGGCUUCAUUUAAAGGCCCUGGUAUACUUCCGCACACAUGCCAGAAGUUUGCGUCGCAUAUCGCGGACCCUGCUAUACUCGUGCGCCAGUUUCCUGUAGUAUCUCACUUCAUCAUCGGAUGGCAGCACUGGACGCAGGGAAUAGGACGCAUUCCUACCAAAGAAGAAGAGGAGGUCACCACACAUGCCUGGUUUGAGUGGCUGAAAGGUCGAGGGUCGCCAGGUCAAGGCUCGGAUGACUAUCGUUGGCGACUACUCCUUCUCUUGUUGACAUGUUUUUUUCUGCUUGGUGAGUUUGACUUAAUACUCCACCUACUGGUGGGGCAGAAAGUCCGUUCGCGCAUGCGCUGUCCACCCGCACCCCAAUUUUGGGGGGGUUCCAAAAUCUGCGCUCUGAUGACGCAAAUCACGUCAUGCACACAUGAUGGGCGUUAGGUCGUAAGUAUACCAGGGCCUUAAAGCUAAAAAAAAAAAAAAAAACUUACUUAAAUGUGACACACUGACUCUUUAUCUGAAACAUUAUUAGGCUACAUUUCCCAACAACACUUAAGAGUCACUUAAAGUUCCACAUUAGGUUUUUUUUUGAUCAUAUAAAUCACUGUGAUUGAUGUUUGCUUGUGUUGUUGUGCCAUCAGAGAUCUCACAGCUCUCAGGGCUUAAUAUACUUCCAGUAGAUGCACUAACGCUGCAUUAUGCUCGCAGUGUUUGGAUGAAGCUGUCUUUGCUCACACGAAGUCUUCUGGCGGUGAUGAUGAAGAUGAUGAUGAUGGUGAUGCAGCGUCGCAUCAAGGCGCGGUGCUGAAGGAGUUAAUCCGCUGUAGGAAAGAGGGCGCAGAGCUGCCAUGGAUCCUGCUUCACAGAGAUGCGGCGGUGCCUCCGCGCACAGCUGAGCUGAGCUGACCGCCGCGGAAUCACAGGUAGUCCCGGCGUACUUGUUGAUCACCGGAGGGACAAAGAGCGCAGGCGAUGUGGUGCGGAGCAGCGAUGCGGAGAGGUUUAUUAUAGGCGCUAGAUCACACUGAAGAUUUCUCUGCCAUGUCGGAGGCAGAAGAGGGGGAAAUGGAUUGGCUCAGACCGUGGCAAUAGUAAGCCAAUAACGGCGCCUCCUUUUUUUUUAAAUGCCACUGCUCCAUCUCCGCUUGUGUGAGCGGAUUGAUUGAUCGUUCACAGAGCGCUACGUGCCAGUUUGAUGCGAUGCAGGAUGACAACAACUCACACAGUAAUGAAAGAAAACAGGACCAACUGUAGUCCGUAGCCUUGGACGUCUGCCUGCUGCCACGUCACAAAGUCAUCAUGGAGAAAUCUUUGGCAGAAUUAAACAAAGCUGGCUCCCGCUCAACAUCAUCACUGCCACCUGAGCCAGUGGACAUCAUUCGAAGCAAGACAUGUUUCCGCAGAGUGCGGCUGAAUGUCGGGGGCCUUCCACACGAGGUCCUGUGGCGAACGUUAGACAGGCUACCGAGGACACGCUUGGGGAAGUUAAGAGACUGCAACAACCACGAGACUCUGAUGGAGGUGUGCGACGACUACAACCUCGAGGAGAACGAGUACUUUUUUGACCGCCACCCGGGGGCGUUCACGUCCAUCCUAAACUUCUACCGCACGGGCAAGCUGCACAUGAUGGAGGAGAUGUGCGCCCUCUCGUUCAGCCAAGAGCUCGACUACUGGGGAAUCGAUGAGAUCUACCUGGAGUCCUGUUGCCAAGCGAGGUACCACCAGAAAAAGGAGCAGAUGAACGAGGAGCUGAAACGGGAGGCGGACAAUAUGAAAGACCGGGAGGGAGAAGAAUUUGACAACACGUGCUGUGCCGAGAAGCGGAAAAAACUCUGGGACCUCUUGGAAAAGCCCAGCUCGUCUGUCGCGGCAAAGAUCCUGGCCAUCAUCUCCAUCCUCUUUAUCGUGCUGUCAACGAUUGCUUUGUCUCUGAACACCCUCCCAGAGCUGCAGGGCACAGAUGAGUUCGGACAGUCCACAGACAACCCGCAACUGGCCCACGUGGAGGCUGUGUGCAUUGCCUGGUUUACCAUGGAGUACCUGCUCCGCUUUCUCUCCUCCCCCAACAAGUGGAAGUUCUUUAAGGGCCCACUGAACGUCAUCGAUCUGCUGGCCAUCCUGCCAUACUAUAUCACCAUAUUCCUGACAGAAUCCAACAAGAGUGUGCUGCAGUUUCAGAACGUCCGCCGCGUCGUUCAGAUUUUCCGCAUCAUGCGGAUCCUGCGUAUUCUGAAGCUGGCACGUCACUCCACGGGUCUUCAGUCUCUGGGCUUCACCUUGAGGAGGAGUUACAAUGAGCUGGGUUUGCUUAUCCUCUUUCUGGCUAUGGGAAUCAUGAUUUUCUCCAGCCUGGUGUUUUUCGCUGAAAAGGACGAGGAGGAUACAAAGUUUAAAAGCAUUCCAGCUUCCUUCUGGUGGGCUACUAUUACAAUGACCACUGUAGGCUAUGGAGAUAUUUACCCAAAAACUCUAUUAGGCAAGAUUGUUGGAGGGUUAUGUUGUAUAGCGGGAGUGCUGGUGAUUGCUCUGCCUAUUCCCAUUAUUGUAAAUAACUUCUCUGAAUUCUAUAAGGAGCAGAAGAGGCAGGAAAAAGCACUUAAAAGAAGAGAGGCCCUCGAGAGAGCGAAACGAAACGGCAGCAUUGUCUCAAUGAACUUGAAAGAGGCUUUUGCUCGGAGUGCAGAGCUGAUGGACGUGGUGAUCGAAAAAAGUGAGCGGCCUCAUGACAACCACCUAUCUCCAAGUCGUUGGAAAUGGACGCCGAAGAGAGCUGCGUCCGAGACGAGCUCAAAUCAUUCCUUCAAUGGCCACGAGUUAGGUUCUCCCAGCAAAGCCUGUGCUACAAGUCCCCAGAGGCUCAAUGUGCAGAAGCUAGAGGAGAUGUACAACCAGAUGGCAAAGACACAGUCACAACCUAACCUUAAUUCUAAAGACAGAGGCUCCAGAGUCAUCAAACACAGGGAUGAGAUAGAGCUAGGCGCCAUUCAGGAUCGUGGGCCACCGGUGCUAGGGACCAGAGAGGGCGUAGGGGAUAUGAAAAGCUUGUCCAGCAUUGACAGCUACAUCAGUUGUGCUACAGACUUCCAGGAGAAUACACGUUUCCCUCACAGUCCAGCAAUGGACCUCAGCCUUCAGGAGAGUAAACGACUUUCCCACUAUCCAGUUACAGCUUUGUCUCAGCAUGCCAGUGCGAAAACAGGCCAGCAAACCACUCGGGAGCUUGAGCCCAUGCUGACUCCCAUGUCUGUCACAAAGCCCUCGUGCUCAGAGAAUGCAAGGAAAUUCUUCUUCUCUGGAAACUCCUCAAAAAGCCUUAUCCCUAAAGUAGGCUGCCGCAGUGAUGGGGACUCAGGCCGGUCCCCACUGUCAGACAGCUCGGUCCUGUCAGACCACUCUCUGCUUAGUCCUGAAGUUUCUAUCUACACCACUGCCAGCAGCAGGACCCCACCAAAGUCACCAGAGAGCACCACCCUGGCUCCCAGUGUCUUCACCUUCCACGACUCCUCCAUCAACAAAUACAUCGAUGCCGACACAGACGACGACGAGCACCUCCGCGACAUCUCCGAUGCAAGUCCCUCGGAUCGUCUGUUGGCAGGAUCGAGCCCAAAACACAGCAUCAACAUCAAUUACCAAAGGGGCGCCAACCAUUUAGAAGCAGCUCAGAAAAUGCUGGGCCAGAAUUGCUUGUUCCCCCUUGAAGGGAUUCGUGGGUUAGCGCAUGAGAAUCACAUAAGUCAUGAAAUGACACACAGACCAAAGGUUGAGAGAGGGAGACAAAACACUUUGGAUAAAGGCCUCUGAGGUACGAGGAGCAGAGACUAACGGGGAGAGUGUUUGUGGUAAGGACAUUGGACGGACUAAAAACACUUCAUAGGCCCGGGACAAUGGAAGAAGGAGAAACAAGGGUCUCACCAUGACAUUUCACAAAUGACCUGAGCAUGCCGUUGGGCAAUAAGCUCCAAGCAAACACUUGUGGUGAAUACUCUGGGAGAAAAAAGAAAAACAUUUCCAAAUGGGAGAAUGUCACUGCCCCUCCUUCAGCUCAUUCCUAUUAGCAGUAUUCCACAACCACAAAACAAAAGGAGCACUCCCAUGUUGCUGACAGGUUUGUUCGGAGAUCCCAGUGGAAACAGAGUCAUCAGAGAGAGAUAGUUUUGUGGUUGACGUCGGUUUAACCCAAUUGAAUGAUGUGGUCUUAGCAACAUAGGGUGUGCCUCUAUAUUCUCUAUGGAAAAAAAAAAUCCCAGCUGCUCACUGUCCCAUUACAGAGUCCCAGUUCAUUUUGUAGUCUUGGAGACACAGGAGAGGACCUAGAGGCCUAUAAGCUACUCACUUAUGCCCUCCAUUCCCAAACCUAGCCUUAGUCAUUGACAUUUUCAGAGGUGUGUCUGUUUGUGCGUACGCAUGUAUGAGAGUGCGAAUGCCGAUGGGUGAUGUAAUGUAUACACACCCUCGAGAUUGUGCUACCUGAUUUAUUUUUAUAUAUAUAUAUAUAUCUAUAUAGUAGAUAAGAGAAUGGUCCAAUAGAGAUAUGUGGUUUGCUCGUCUGCUGUGUCAUAAUCAUGAAGAGCAAUCAGUGUCUGCAGUUAUCAGAGGCGUCAGUGCACGUCAUCUGCCGUCAUUAACGUGCUUUACUUUCCCAUUAUGUUGUCAUGUCACUGUGAGUUUGGAUGAUACUUUCUAAUCUCUACCAGUGGUUAUUGUUGUGCUUAGCAUCCCGGUAUCAUUACAACAGUUGGUAAUCUUGAAAGCACACAUUUAUGAAGCAUGCUUGCAUCCAACCAAUCAACAUACAGAAAAACACAAGUGGCU
Messenger RNA from Solea solea (common sole), 5177 nucleotides. RefSeq names its product potassium voltage-gated channel, Shab-related subfamily, member 1 (gene kcnb1). Gene Ontology annotation, cellular component: voltage-gated potassium channel complex; membrane. Gene Ontology annotation, molecular function: delayed rectifier potassium channel activity; protein binding. The coding region runs from base 1665 to 4166 and encodes 833 amino acids. The record is from RefSeq and is a predicted model, not a curated record. Gene Ontology annotation, biological process: protein homooligomerization; potassium ion transmembrane transport. The transcript is spliced from 3 exons. NCBI's taxonomy places the organism in Eukaryota, Metazoa, Chordata, Actinopteri, Pleuronectiformes, Soleidae.